UGCUAUAAGGCUCAUCCCUCUUUUUUUGGCUUUUCUCUGGAGAGUUUAUCUUGGCAAAACGUAUUUAAUAGAAAACUAAUACCUAAAAUCCAUUGCUUCUUUAAUGAUAAGGACACUCCAAAUCCUAAACGCUCAAACGAAGCUAUUUUUAAUAGUAAUUUUCUCCAGAUGUGUUACCAAACGUGAUAGUCAAUGAACUUGAGCACUGCUGGUGUUACUCGAGGAUGUGGUUGAUCUGUAACCUUGUUUUUUUGCUCCAAACUCGGCAUAAUAAGCAAGAGUAUAAAUUAUUGUAACUCGGUACGGAAAGAACCUCACUUCGUUUGUUUGUUGUAUCGCGUAAAUUACCGUACUAAAUCAUGGGACUCGCACAGCUUCCCCGGAACCAUCGCUUUUCCCUUUUUUUGUGCGGGGAAACAUAAUUAUUCCCCGUUUCGCCAUGUUGCAUCCAGACGGAGAAUGGGUGCGAAAAUCCAAACAUUAAAAAGAUCACCUCAACGUCUCGCUUCCAUAUCGAGCGAAGCGCGUCAAGCGGAGCGGACAAACGCGCGGCUAAAUUUAGUUUGUCCUCCGUCAGUUCGCAUCACCGUUCAUCAUCUAUCAUCACGAAAUCUUCGCACCACGGCACGACAAGUUCUUGGCCUACAUCAAGAGUGCGUAGUCGUUCCCUUCCACGCCAUCGAAGAAGCUGAACAGCGGCGCGCCGCCCAUGCAAAGCAAAGUGUGCGUGUGUGUCCCCAUUCUAAGGGAAAUGUUUGGGUUCCGGGGCACGAGAUAUCUCACCUCGCAAAGCGACCGUUCUUCUGUUUGUCAUGAGUGCGAAAGUGUGUGAAAAUGAUGCCGACAAAAGAUGCGAGGUGCGUUUCUUGUUUGUAUUACCCACGUUCAAGCACUUCGCGGGUCACCUUUGAGGAAAUGUGCUUGAAUAUUUGACGUUUCAGAAUAUUGAAUAUCGAAGUGUGGAUUUCGUUUUGCUGACAGAUGGAUAUCCACACUAUUCAUCGAUAAACCCAAUAACCAAAAGGAUGAUGCCGCUUUGUUUGGGGGAAAAAUAAGACAUCGAUCGAUGAAGAAGGUGAUAAACCUGUGCCAUAUGAAUGUAUUUUUAGUUUGCAGCAACAUCUUUGCAAGUCCAUUGUCUGCAUUCAACAUCUGGAGACAAAACAAACAAAACUGUCUAGACGAAUGUUUCCUUCCUGUCUACCGCUAAGAAGCACCGCUUCUAAGAGCACAAUCAGAAGUGGAAACAUCAGCCAAAUUCAAAGAGACUUCUCAUACCAUGCCAGUUUUACCUUUUGGAACACGCAUUGCGCCCAGCCGAAUGGGAAAACAAAAAACAUAACAAACUGUCUCACGUGCUCGUAGUUGUGUAAACGCACGCCCUUGUUACAUCAGAGCGUAUAAGCGCAUGCUUUCUUUACUUUCUUGACUGGCACAUGAUAGUAGAACGAGUUGGUACAAAAAACGACAACAAAUGCUUACAAACGUGCUGUAUGGUUUUUGGCGGAGCAGCGUGUUACCAACAACUGAGUACGUAUAUAAACUCAUGCCUGGGUGCAAAUGGGCAUCACAACACUUCUACAGAGGCUCGAGCAAACAAUCGGCAAAAUGAAGCAGCUGGUGUGUAUAGUUGUGUUUACUUUGGUGACACCAAAUCUGAUUGUCGCCGAGUGUGACACGAAAGGACUUAUCGUGGAGAAGAGCUUCCUCCAGUCGGUGCACGACUGUACCGAGUAUCUGCAGAUCCCGAAGGAACGAUUGGGCCAGUACAUGGCCAAUGAGUUCCCGCCGGACGAUGAGACAAAAUGUCUGCUAUUCUGCGUCGGAGUAGAUCUGGGCUGGUGGAACAACACGUGCGGUCUGCAGGUACCCGCCAUUGUGAGCUACUUCCAGCCGGUGCAGGGUGACAAGCAGUACGAAAAGCGCACCAAGGAAUGUCUGGAGCGGCGGGUGGGAGCGAUCGACUCACCGAACAGCUGCUGCCAAGCGUACGAAACCUUCCAGUGCUACUUCCAGGAGUUCGGAAACCUGGUCACCUGCCCCCAGUACGUGCGUUCGACGAAGCUGCAGGCGACGCAGGCCGCACUCGACUGCCUGGUAAUGCUGCGCUAUCCCGAGAAGCUGCUGAAGGUGUACGCAAGCGGUACGGUGGAGGAUUCGCCCGAAACUCGCUGCCUGUAUCACUGCAUCGACCUCCGGACGGGACUGUACACGCAGAAUGGUAUUUCGCUUCCGCGCUUCUUCGUACGCGAUGCGGCCUACAACGAUCUGCGCUAUCUGAGCAAAGAGACAAAGGCCUGUCGCGAUCGCAUUCGCCAGUCCGGAUGUGACAAGUGUUCGGAGGUGUACAACACACACACGGAGUGUUUGUCCGGGCUGGGCGAGAAAGGUUACACAUCCGGUAUCAUUACGGCGGCGGCCAAGAUUGCACUGACUAACCUGUGUGUAGGUUGCACUUCAGAUCACACACCAAGCACAAACUAUCUGCCCUACCAUCCGACAAAGUGUCCGAUGAAGCCACCGUGCUCUGCGAAAGGCUAUCCGGCACCGACCAAGCCACCCUGCUCGGUAUGCAGUAACCGGCAUGAGCCGGCCAAACCAGCUUACUCAUCACCAGCGGCUAGCGUACAGCCGGCGGUAGCACUGUCUUACGGUGGCCGAAAGCCGUCGCCAACAUGCAGCAAGGCCUCAGGAACGGGACAGGUUUACAACCUGUCGUAUCCUGGCUACAAGUCACGCAUGAGCUCUUGCAGCCGAUGUGGUGGCCGAGGUCACUAGUGAACGUGUUGCGCUAGUUAAAAUGUAUUCAAUUGGAUAAGUCGUUCUCUUUAUAGACGGUUUAUGUUUUACCUAAAGUAGUGAUUAUGUUUAGUGAACAGUAUUUAAUUUAUGACAACUCUCAAUAAAACAUAUUGAAAUGAAACCAAAUGAAUUUGAAAGGCAUGAUUCUCUACUUGCAUUCUGAAAACAAGAAUUGAAAGAAAAGAUACAUAUAAGAGAAAAACUGAACUAUUCAAAAAGAAAAAUUUGCAAAAGCUUGAUAUAAAGCAAACGCCCGUUAAAAUUGUUUAUAGUUCAUUCUUAUUUUUUUCAAUAAUUUAAAAAAAAAAUCUUGUUCCCCGUUAAGUUUAGCUCCUUUAUUCAGACGUAAAAAUAUACUUUAAUACUUUAGUAUGUAUGUCAAUUUUAUAGUAAUUGGAAGGUUUAAAAUGAGCAAAGAGCUAGGCCAUUCCUCAUCCAGUUGUUUUGCAGUUGCUUGCUAUAUUCAACUCAUCUACAAAAAAAAUGACAGUAGAUAAAACCUGUACAAAAUCAUGUGGUUAUUGAAAGGUAUAGAAAAGGCUAUUUAUUUUAAAUUAUUUUAUUUAAAAGGCAAAGGCACAAAUACUAGUAUAGGCAGAAAGACUUUAAUCUGGUUAAGCUGGACC
This is a messenger RNA of Anopheles gambiae (African malaria mosquito), 3428 nucleotides long. RefSeq names its product general odorant-binding protein 45. The coding region runs from base 1561 to 2778 and encodes 405 amino acids. The record is from RefSeq and is a predicted model, not a curated record. The transcript has a single exon. NCBI's taxonomy places the organism in Eukaryota, Metazoa, Arthropoda, Insecta, Diptera, Culicidae. Gene Ontology annotation, biological process: sensory perception of smell. Gene Ontology annotation, molecular function: odorant binding.